Messenger RNA from Moneuplotes crassus, 307 nucleotides. The record is from the annotation of a GenBank genome assembly. Lineage: Eukaryota; Ciliophora; Spirotrichea; Euplotida; Euplotidae.
AUGUACAGAAAAGAGAAACAAAGAGUUAUUCAAUUAUUUGAAUUACCAGUCAAGCAGGACACCAUCCAACUAAUGAUUCCUCCCAAGUCAGGAAUAUUUCCUACCCCAGACCCAAAAGCAAUAAUUCCUUGCUAUGAUUUGACUGUGAACAGAUCUCUGAGGAAGAAGACCUUGAGGGUGAAGGUCCUCUAUUCCUCAAAAACUGGUCGAAAUAGGUAUGAAUCUCUUGAAAAUCACUUAAAGAACAAACUUGAGUAUAUUAAAUAAACCACCCACACACUUCUAAUAUAAUUUCAUCAUAAUAUUC